AUGUCCGUUGAAAUCACUGGACCACCGCUGGCUCUUCCCUCACAGUUGCUCGAAUCCGAAAAGGUACCCAAAGAUAAGUUGGUGGUUCCAGGUGCCAAUGUCAGUUCGUCACAUAAUUUCAUGAGAGGUCAUGGAACUUACUUGAAUGGCGAUGAACUGACAGCAUCUGUAGCCGGAGUUGUCGAGCAAGUGAACAAGUUAAUCACCGUCAAGCCGAUUAAAAGCAGAUACAAUGGUGAGAUAGGUGACGUUGUUGUGGGUCGUAUCACAGAAGUUCAACAGAAGCGUUGGAAAGUGGAAACAAACUCACGUCUAGACUCUACUUUAAUGCUUUCAAGUGUUAAUUUACCUGGAGGUGAAUUGAGGCGUAAAUCAGUUGAGGAUGAGUUAAUGAUGCGUGAAUAUCUGAAAGAAGGCGAUCUUAUCAGUGCCGAAGUGCAAAAGGUACAGUCUGACGGUCAAUUGCAACUGCAUACAAGGAAUUUAAAGUAUGGAAAGCUCUCUCAAGGAACCUUAGUGAAAGUAUCGCCGUAUCUGGUGAAACGUCGCAAAACACAUUUCCAUACACUUCCUUGUGGUGCAUCGGUCAUUCUUGGAUGUAACGGCAAUAUUUGGAUAUCGCCUGUGGCUAGUGAAGAACAGACCGCUACAGGCGGAUACGCGCAAAACCUGGAUGAAGUUUGUCUUGUAGUACCAAUGCAAACAAGAGCAGUUAUAGCACGUCUCGUGAAUUGUGUUAAUGUGCUUGCCAAGCAUCACAUUCCCCUCUACGAUACGACUAUUUUGUUAGCCUACGAAGUUUCGUCAAUAUAUGAGGUCAAGGAACUCUUAAAACCAGUUGUAGCAGCCGAAGUAGCGGCCGAGGUAGCAGAUAGACUACAGAAGAAAUUGCAAGAAUCAUGA
Messenger RNA from Anisakis simplex (herring worm), 903 nucleotides. The record is from the annotation of a GenBank genome assembly. NCBI's taxonomy places the organism in Eukaryota, Metazoa, Nematoda, Chromadorea, Rhabditida, Anisakidae.